AGGCUUCUCAUUUUAACCAAACCUAACAAGCAAAUGCAGCUCGGAGGCGGAUUGCUGUGGGUCGGCAUUGCCGCUAUCCUGUGCAUUGCGGCAUCGUCGGUCGACGCAGCCACGACCACGCGCCCCAUCAUCGGCAUUCUGGCGCAGCCCGGGCCGAACACUGGCGAGCAGUACAUUGCAGCGAGCUACGUCAAGUACGUCGAGGCUGCCGGCGCGCGCGUCGCCCCGAUCUUCUACAACGAGACUGCGGACAACGUGCGCACGCUGGUCGCGUCGCUCAAUGGCGUGCUGUUCACGGGCGGCGGCGCAGACAUUUCGGUCGGGACGCAGUUCUACUCGACCGCGCUGGUCAUUUACAAUACCAUUCUGCAGCUCAACGAUGCCGGAAUCUACAUGCCGCUCUGGGGCACUUGCAUGGGCUUUGAGCUCAUCAACAACCUCGUGUCCAACGCCAAUGUGCUGGGAUCGGUCGACGCCGAGAAUUACACUGUUGCGUUGGAUUUUACUCCCGAGUUUGCUUAUUCGCGCAUGUUUGGUCGCGCUCAGCCAAUCAUCAUUCAAAACCUUGCCACCAAGAACAUUACCAUGAACAACCACAUGCUGAGCGUCUAUGUCUCUACCUUCAAUGCUACCGCUGCUCUCACGUCGUUCUUUAACGUGCUGUCAACCAACUACGAUCGCCAGGGUGUUCAUUUUGUUUCAUCCAUUGAAGGCAAAAAGUAUCCCGUCUACGCAACCCAGUGGCACCCUGAAAAGAACCAGUUCGAGUGGGUCAACGAAGUGAUUGAUCACUCGGCAGACGCCAUCUACACGAUGCAGUACAUGGCCAACUUCCUCGUCGGCGAAGCUCGCCAGAACAGCAACCGCUUUGCCAAUGCCGCUGCAGAGAGCAGUGCGCUCAUCUAUGCCUCUGCCAGGCAUCUGUACGACUCGGGCGAAACUGCCGAUGCGUCCUUCGAGGAGACCUAUGUUUGGUGAAAGCCCGCUCAAAUACAAAACACUCGCUCGUAUUUCAACUCGCAACA
Capsaspora owczarzaki ATCC 30864 is the source of this 1025-nucleotide messenger RNA. RefSeq names its product gamma-glutamyl hydrolase A. Gene Ontology annotation, biological process: tetrahydrofolylpolyglutamate metabolic process. The transcript is spliced from 6 exons. Gene Ontology annotation, cellular component: vacuole. Gene Ontology annotation, molecular function: gamma-glutamyl-peptidase activity. The coding region runs from base 34 to 978 and encodes 314 amino acids. The record is from RefSeq and is a predicted model, not a curated record. Lineage: Eukaryota; Filasterea; Ministeriida; Capsasporidae.